Messenger RNA from Coregonus clupeaformis (lake whitefish), 5471 nucleotides. RefSeq names its product platelet-derived growth factor receptor alpha-like. Lineage: Eukaryota; Metazoa; Chordata; Actinopteri; Salmoniformes; Salmonidae. The record is from RefSeq and is a predicted model, not a curated record. Gene Ontology annotation, cellular component: signaling receptor complex. Gene Ontology annotation, molecular function: platelet-derived growth factor alpha-receptor activity; ATP binding; platelet-derived growth factor binding. Gene Ontology annotation, biological process: multicellular organism development; protein phosphorylation; positive regulation of kinase activity. The coding region runs from base 253 to 4656 and encodes 1467 amino acids. The transcript is spliced from 28 exons.
AUCAAUUACUGGUCGCUGUAGCUCAAGCGCAUUGUGAGCGCGGCCGUGGACGCAGACGGAGGGGCGCACAUAUGCUAGCUCUCACUGUGAAGGAUCGUGGCCAUUGGAUUACUACCACUGCAACACAAUUGAGUAGAGCCUUAACUGAGCCGAACAGAGCGCUUUUAUGCUCCUGAUUUCAUUCUAUUGGGAUUUAUAAUCAAGACACAUAAUCCAAUCGGAAUUUAAGAGCAGAAUUAACCAUCCGUGACCAUGGAUGAAAUGAAGACAUGUCUCAUCAUUGUGUUUGUCUUGUUUGGGUUGUUGUCAGUUACCCGCGGGCUGGCCCCACCGACCAUUGUAUCAACUGAAGAUGAGUUUGUUCUCGAGCCGCUCUCCGUGUUCAACAUCAGCUGCACCGGUAAAAGGAACGUUGCUUGGGUCGAGCCCCUACCAGAUGACACAUUUGUUUUGCCUGGAUAUUACACGGCCACGCUCUUCAUCUACAACGCUUCUGUGACACACACCGGAAUUUACACCUGCAAAUAUCAAGACAAAGAGGGCGAUGAAGAGGAGGAUGGCGUUGACAAUGAUGCUUUCAUAUACGUUUUCGUCCCAGAUCCUGAGAUUCCAUUUGUGCCUGAGGAGCCAGAUAGCUUGCUAGUUCCAGUCUAUCCCAAUGGAACCAUCAUCCCCUGCAGGGUGUCAGACCCUCACUCCCUGGUCGUCCUAAAGAGUGCUCCCAGUGGAGUAGAGGUGGACGCAGUUUAUGAGAACAAGAUCGGCUUCAUUGGCAACCUGGAUGCUGGAUUGUACAUCUGUGAGACCACCGUGAAUGGCGUGACAAUGACCAGUGACACCUACACUGUGGAGGCCAACAAACAGAUGGAGAACGUCCAUGUGGAGGUGAAGGCCAGCGAAGAGGCAGUGAGACUGGGGGAACCCUUCAACAUCACCUGUGUUGCCCCUCCAGGACUGCCCUACCAGCAGCAGUGGCUCCACCCCAGGAAACAGGCUGUGGAUGCAGUCCAGAUGAAGCAGACUCUGCCUGAUAGAGUGGUAUACACCCUCAGUAUCCCAGCAGCCACCUCUCAGGAUAGUGGGGUGUAUGAGUGCUCCAUCACCAACAACUUCAGUGGCGAGAUCAGAGCCAACAGGGUGGCUGUCACUGUCUUCGAGGAGAACUCCUUUGUGACGUUGGACCACAGUGGGAUUGGAGUGGUGGAGUUUGUCAGUAUGAUGGAGGAGACAGAGUUCACCAUCAAUAUUGCAGCCUUCCCUGCCCCUAAAGUCACCUGGAUGAAAGACGGUAUCGCCAUCACUGAGAACAGCUACUUCCUCACCAAGACCAGCCAUCUGGAGGGCAACCAGUAUCAGAGCACUCUGACUCUUCGGCAGCCACUAGAGGAGGACAGUGGUAACUACACCAUUAUGGUCCUCAGCAGCCCUCACACUGCCCAGUUCUCUUUCACCCUCAAAGUGAAAGCCUCAGGCCCAGUACUGUUCCAGCCAGCCUCAGCCCCGGUGCUGUUCCCCCAGAGAGAGGAGAUGGUUGUUCCCCUCCACACCCCCUUCACGCUGACAUGCAGGGGCGAGGCCGAGCUGGCCUGGGACAUGCCCGUCUACCAAUCAGAGCAGACCGAUGAGGACAACAGCGGCCUGUUCGUCACGACAGUUACCGUAGAGAAUGCCACUGCGGCCCACACUGGCUUCUACACCUGCUUCUACAACGGAGGGAACUCCACUGAGGAGGGAGAGGACAGCAGCAUCUACAUAUAUGUGCCAGAUCCAGAGGUGCCCUUCGUCCCCUCUCUGGUGCCCUUUGGCAACCACGUCCUGAAUGGUCACGAUGAGAUGGAGAUCCAGUGUCGCGUGUCGGACCCCAGUGCCAAUGUGACCCUGGUCAACACUGAUACCCAGCAGGCCGUGCCCAUGAUGGUCUACGACAGCAAGAGGGGAGCCGUGGGCUUCUUCAGCGCAGGAACCUACGUCUGCAAGGCCCUCAUCAAUGGAGAGGAGCAUCUCAGUGAGGAGUACAUCGUCCAUGGCUGGGCAGGGGGGUUAGAGCUGCAUGUGGAGCUGAAGGCUCAGAAGACUGCCCUCUUGGUGGGAGACACCAUCACUGUCUCCUGUGUGGCCCGGGGGUCUGAGAUACUGGAAGACCACUGGAAGUACCCUGGAAAACUGGCGAACCGUGGCUUGAAGUCGGUGCGUGAGAAUAAGAGGGACCAGGAGAUCCAGUACAUCAUGACUGUCCCCCAGGCCUCAGCCAAAGACAGCGGCAUCUACGCCUGCUCCAUCACUGACAUCAUCAGCAAUGAGAGCCAGACCAAGGAGCUGGCCAUCACUGUCUAUGAGAGCCCAUUUGUGUCGCUGCACCCUGCAUUUAGUUCUCAGGAGUCAGCAGAGCUGGAUGAGAGCAGAGAGUUCCGGGCCGACAUUGACUCCUUCCCCAGCGCCCAGCUCACAUGGCUCAAAGAUGGCCUCCCCCUCAACUACGUGGCGGCUGAGAUAACCACCAGCCUCCAGCAGCUCAACGAGACCAGGUACCAGAGUGUUCUGACCCUGAUCCGGGCCAAGGAGGAGGACAGUGGGAACUACACCAUCAGAGUGCAGAACGGGAACCACACCCACAGCCACAGCUUCAGCCUGCAGGUCAAAGUACCCGCAGUCAUCGUGGACCUGAUGGACGUCCACCAUGGCUCAGACUCAGGCCAGUCUGUAGUGUGUAUCGCUGGAGGCAUGCCCACUCCUGAGGUGGAGUGGUUCAUCUGCAAGAACAUAAAACACUGUGCCAACGACUCGUCUCAGUGGGUGCCCCUGCCUACCAACGACACAGAUGUCACUGUGGAAGCACAUUUUGAUCAGGACAACCAGCUGAAGAGCCAGCUGAUCUUCGUGCAUCUUGAGAACACUCUGGCCGUCCGCUGCCUGGCCAGGAACGAGAUGGCCGUCGUCAGCAGGGAGGUCAAGCUGGUGUCACAAGGCCCCCACUCUGAGCUGCCUGUAACUGCUGCUGUCUUGGUGCUGCUGGUCAUUGUCAUCAUCUCACUCAUUGUCCUGGUCAUUAUCUGGAAACAGAAGCCUCGCUAUGAGAUCCGCUGGAGGGUGAUAGAGUCAGUGAGCCCUGAUGGUCAUGAGUACAUCUACGUUGACCCCAUGCAGCUGCCAUAUGACUCCAGAUGGGAGUUCUCUCGCGAUGGGCUCGUACUGGGUCGUGUCCUGGGCUCUGGGGCGUUUGGGAAGGUGGUGGAGGGAACUGCAUACGGACUCAGCCGCUCCCAGCCCGUCAUGAAGGUGGCUGUGAAGAUGCUGAAACCCACGGCCCGCUCCAGUGAGAAACAGGCCCUGAUGUCAGAGCUGAAGAUCAUGACUCACCUGGGCCCUCACCUCAACAUCGUCAACCUGCUGGGGGCCUGCACCAAGUCAGGCCCCACCUACAUCAUCACUGAGUACUGCUUCUAUGGAGACCUGGUCAAUUACCUGCACAAGAACAGAGAGAACUUCCUCAGCCUGCACCCAGAGAAGACCAAGAAAGACCUGGACAUCUUUGGCAUCAACCCUGCAGAUGAGAGCAGCAGGAGCUAUGUGAUCCUGUCCUUUGAGAGUGGUAAAGGGGACUACAUGGAGAUGAAGCAGGCAGACACCACGCAGUACGUGCCCAUGCUGGAGAUGAGUGAUGCCUCCAAGUAUUCCGACAUCCAGAGGUCUGAAUAUGACCACCCACCAUCACAGAAGGGUGAUAAUGAGAUGGACAGCCUGCUGUCAGAGGACGGCAACGAGGGCCUCAGCACCACAGACCUGCUCAGCUUUACCUACCAGGUGGCCAGAGGCAUGGAGUUCCUGUCCUCUAAGAACUGUGUGCAUCGAGACCUAGCUGCCAGGAAUGUCCUGCUCUCUCAGGGGAAGAUAGUGAAGAUCUGUGACUUUGGCCUGGCCAGAGACAUCAUGCAUGACAACAACUAUGUCUCCAAAGGCAGUACCUUCCUGCCAGUGAAGUGGAUGGCUCCUGAGAGUAUCUUUGACAAUAUGUACACCACUCUCAGUGAUGUCUGGUCCUACGGCAUCCUCCUCUGGGAGAUCUUCUCUCUAGGUGGCACCCCAUACCCAGGGAUGGUAGUGGACUCCAGCUUCUACAACAAGAUCAAGAGUGGCUACAGGAUGGCCAAACCUGAGCACGCCCCCGCUGAUGUGUAUGAGAUGAUGAUAAAGUGUUGGAACAGUGAGCCUGAGAAGAGGCCUUCCUUCCUCAGCCUGAGUGAGAGUGUGGCUUCACUGCUGCCCUCCGGCUACAAGAGGUGCUUCGAGAGGGUAAGCCAUGAGUUCCUGAAGAGUGACCAUCCAGCAGUGACCAGGGUCCAGGUGGAGGGUGAUGAUGCCUACAUUGGGAUCACCUAUAAGAAUCAGGACAAGUCGAAAGACAGGGAGAGUGGCUUCGACGAGCAGCGCCUCAGCUCUGACAGUGGUUACAUUAUCCCCCUCCCUGACCUGGACCCUCUGUCUGAUGACGAGUACGGCAAGAGGAACCGCCACAGCUCUCAAACAUCUGAGGAGAGUGCCAUAGAGACAGGCUCUAGCUUCACGCUGGCCAAGAGAGAAGGAGAGACCCUGGAGGACAUCAGCCUGUUGGAUGAGAUGUUUCUGGGCUCAGAGCUGGUGGAAGACAGCUUCCUGUGAAAGGCCUGGAGAAGCCAAAAGCCUGCUAAAGAGAGGGAGAGAGUGAGGGGGAAAACACACCUGAACACAGACUCUCAGACCACCCAAAGACCCCUCCUCGCCACCCCCUAUCUCGACCCCUCCUCAUCCUCCGCCCAUACACCUCCAUUCCUCUCAGGAGGACAGAGCAAAACCACUUCACUGCUUGGACGAGUCUGUGGCCAGAUCAUGGUACGCCUGCCGUGGGGCUAGAGGGACGAGCAGCAUGGAUGGAUGGAUGCUACACUAAAGACUCACCACGACCAUGUGGUUACAGAGUCUCUAUGGAACAUUACAGUGAUGGAUGGGACUAAGAGCACAUGAGGAGAACAUGGAGGAAGAUUUUUAUAGAAAUGUAUAAAACCUUAUUGUAAUGGGCAUUCCGAACAGCAUCAUAAGCAAGGACGGAUGGAGGGAUCAGAAUGCAUCAGGCGUGAAAAUCAAAGACCCAGAAUGACGGGCAGUUUAUAUCAGCCAUGCAGAACCACUACAGACAUACCCACAUCACACCAGUGCCUACACAACAGACGGCUUUACUUCACAACUCACCUACCUGCAGGAUAUGCACUACAGUAUAUCUGAUGCUGGCACAAUCAGUAGCAAUACAUUGAUUUAAAAAAAAAGCACAAUACAUGUAUAUGUUUUUGUAUGUGACCAUAUGGCAUUUGUUGUCAACAGCUAAAUAAGUGCAGCAGUACAAGUAUUUUCUUUCAACAUUUUAUCACGUGUGUGUGUAUAUAUAUAUAUACUACCGUUCAAAUGUUUGGGGUCACUUAGAAAUGUCCUUGUUUUCUAAA